Aegilops tauschii subsp. strangulata is the source of this 2588-nucleotide messenger RNA. RefSeq names its product putative FBD-associated F-box protein At5g22720. Lineage: Eukaryota; Viridiplantae; Streptophyta; Magnoliopsida; Poales; Poaceae. Gene Ontology annotation, molecular function: protein binding. The record is from RefSeq and is a predicted model, not a curated record.
GUUGGAGAUGCUCUUACCUGCCUUUGCUCCUGCAAGUCAGAGGAGCCGGCUCCGCCGCCGCCGCCGCCCCUCACGUUCCCGGCCGCCGCCCGGCGCCCCUCCCCUCCCUCAAGUACCCCCGCGUCUCGGUCGACCCUCCCCACCUCUCUAUUCCCGGCCGGCGCUCGAUUCCAGGGCCCUCGAUUUUUCCCCAUUCCCGAAAUCCCCAACCAGACCAAACCCUCCCGCGUCUCUCUCGCCAGCCAUGGAGGCGGCGGCAGCCAAGGACGCGGCCUUGGCCGCUUCGGUUGCGGCAGCGGCUGCUGCCAAGGACGCGGCGGCGGCUGCGGUGACUGCAAAGGAGGCGGCGGAUGCGGCCAAGGACGCGGCUGCGGCGGCUUCGGCUGCGGCUUUAAACGCCAAGGAGGCGGCUGCGGUGGCCUCUGCUGCGGCAUUAAACGCCAGGGAGGCAGCCGUGAGGGCCUCUGCUGCGGCCUUGGAUGCCGAGGAGGCAGCGGCUGUGGCGGCCACUGCAGGCCAGGCGGCGACCGCUGCGGCGGCAGCUAUGCAAGCUUCCCAGAAGCGUAGGUUUGCGGAUGCGGCAUUGGAUGCCGAGGAGACAGCACCUGCGGCGGCGACUGCAGGGCAGCCGACGGAGCCAAUAAAUGCCGAGGAGGCAGCGCCUUUGGCGGCGAAUGCAGGGGGGCCAGCGGCCGCUGCGGCGGUGGCGACGCAAGCUUUCAAGAAGCGUAAGUCUGCUGCUGUGGCGUUAAAUUACAAGGUGCCAGCGCCUGCGACGGUGACUGCAGUUGAGGUGAUGCCGGCGCCAUUGCAAGCAUCCAACAAAUGUAAGUUCCAGAUCAUCGACGUGGACCAAGAUUCACCAGGGAGCGGAGAUGUCGAUGAUGCGGGGAGUGUCGAUCACAUCGGCCGCCUCCCGAACGCCGUACUCUGCAGUAUCGUCUCUCUUCUCCCCACCAAGGAAGGUGCCCGCACGCAGGUCAUCUCUCGCCGGUGGCGUCCGCUCUGGCGCACUGCUCCUCUCAACCUCGUGAUGAACCAAGAACUCAACAGCCACGACCACAAUUUGGUCGACUUGAUUUCAAAGAUCCUCUCUGUGCAUCCUGGCCCCACACACCGCUUCUCGCUCUGCCUCUCUAAUAGCAAGUAUCAUGGCAAGAUCAAAGGCUGGCUUAGUUCCCAAGCCCUGGACAAGCUACAGGAGUUUGAGCUCAUCCCCGAGGACUGGUUCGACGUCGGGGGUACGUUCUUCCUGCUGCCACCGUCCGUCUACCGCUCCGUGCCCAAGCUCCAUGUGGCCAAAUUUGGCGGCUGUCGUUUCUCCGACUUGAUUGUGAAGCUGUCGCUUGAGUUUCCGUGCCUCAAGCAGCUCACCCUGGAUAGAGUCGCCAUCUCGGAGGAUGCUCUCCAGAGUGUGCUCUCUGGCUGCUAUGCCUUGGAAAGCCUUGAGCUAAAGAAAAAUUCUGGCUUUCGUCGCCUCUGCAUCAGCUCCCAAACACUUAAGAGUGUAGGCUUUUGCAAUAACUGGGUUAGAAAAAGUGUCCCUUGGCAAGAGUUGGUCAUCGAGGAUGCCCCUUGCCUUGAGAGAUUGCUACCACUUCAACCACAGGUUGGCCCAAGGAGCAUACGGGUAAUUUCGGCACCUAAACUGAACAUAUUGGGUGCACUUUCUGAAAGCAUAACAGAACUUCAGCUUGGAACCACAGUUUUUCAGAGUAUGAUUACUGUUGGUUUGACAACCAAAAUGCACAGCGUGAGGGUUUUGGUUCUUGACUACACUGAUCUGGAUACAGUGGUUAACUUCCUCAAGUGCUUCCCCUUCUUGGAAAAGCUGUAUGUCUUUUUCCAGUCAAGGAUGAGUUAUAUUAAUCCCCAGGAGUAUGACCCACCGGAACUGAUUGAAUGCCUUGAGCUGCAUCUCAAAGAAGUACUGUUGAAGAAUUAUGAUGGCACCAUCCCUUUGUGUAUUGACUUCGCCAAGUUCUUUGUUUUGAAUGCGAAAGUGCUAAAGGAAAUGAAAAUCACAUUGCCUUACCACCGGCAGUACAACUGGUUUGCUAAUCAACACCGGCUGCUGCGGACCAAAGAUAGAAUUUCUCAAGAUGCUUGAAUUGAACCGAAAUGCGGAACUAAAGUUUAUUUCACAGACAACAGGAACACCCAUGAUUUGUCAAUGACUGAUCCUUUUGACGUGCCCUCCAGAGGAUGCAAAAAGUGUAGUGGAUCCCCAUUUUGAAGAUUGCCUUGUCUUCUGUUCAAAGCCCAACUUCUAUGUCGCAGGUUUUGUUCUAGUCUUGCGAGUUCCGAUUUUCUCGAAGAAAGGAUCUACUUCGCUCAGUGAUGGAAUGUUUUGUGGCCUAGUCAGAAUUAUACCUGGGCGAAGAGGUGGUGUCUAAGCUCAAGCUUCAAACCCGAACUUGCCGCUUGAAGGGGUUGGCCAGUAGUUUAUUUUAUGUGCUAUUGUGCUUGUUUAGAUCUGUAAUGAUUAGUUGGUUGUCGUUGUCUGUUUUGUUGUUUGGUCAUGUAAUUUAGCAGCUACUAUAUUUAUCUGCCGUAUAACAUGCUUUAGUGAAAAAGGAUGGCCUUCA